AUGGCUGACCUGUGUGACCAAGAGAAUAGAGCAGAAGUGAAGCGGCUGCUGCAGCAGACUAGUGGGGCUGAUUGGCUUAACGACACCCACUGGGUCCAUCACACCAUCACCAACCUGAGCACUCCAAAACGCAAGCGGCGGCCCCAGGAUGGGCCCCGCGAGCACCAGACAGGCUCGGCCCGCAGCGAAGGCUACUACCCCAUCAGCAAGAAGGAGAAGGAUAGGUACCUGGACGUGUGCCCCGUCUCGGCCCGGCAGCUGGAAGGAGCGGACACUCAGGGGACUAACCGUGUGCUUUCGGAGCGCCGUUCUGAGCAGCGGCGGCUCCUGAGUGCCAUUGGCACCUCUGCCAUCGUGGACAGCGACCUGCUGAAGUUAAACCAGCUCAAGUUCCGGAAGAAGAAGCUCCGAUUCGGCCGGAGCCGGAUCCAUGAGUGGGGGCUCUUUGCCAUGGAACCCAUCGCAGCUGACGAGAUGGUCAUCGAAUACGUGGGUCAGAACAUCCGCCAGAUGGUGGCCGACAUGCGGGAGAAGCGCUACGUGCAAGAGGGCAUUGGCAGCAGCUACCUGUUCCGGGUGGACCACGACACCAUCAUCGAUGCCACCAAGUGUGGCAACCUGGCGAGGUUCAUCAACCACUGCUGCACGCCCAACUGCUAUGCCAAGGUGAUCACCAUCGAGUCCCAGAAGAAGAUCGUGAUCUACUCCAAGCAGCCCAUCGGCGUGGAUGAGGAGAUCACCUAUGACUACAAGUUCCCUCUGGAGGACAACAAGAUCCCUUGUCUGUGCGGCACCGAGAGCUGCCGCGGCUCCCUCAACUGAGGUGGGGCAGGACUGGUGCCCUCACCCCUAUUUAUUCCCCUUGGUGCCCUGAGUUCCCAGCCCACCCAGCCUUAGUGGGCUCAGCAGGGCCCACAUGCCCCAUCUCCAAAUGUGGGGUUGGGGGGCCCCGAGCCUAGUGAGGGAGCCUCAGUCCCUUGAGGCAACUUGCGCUUCCCUUCUUGCCCCUGCCCACCCAGCCCGAUUUUUUUUCUUUGCGGAGAAGAAGCUGUAAAUGUUUUGUAGCUGCCAGCAGCUGUUUCCUGUGGAAACCUGGGGUGCCGGCCUGUACAGAUCCUGUUCUUUGUGGGGCUGCAUAGCCCCCUUGCUUUGUGUUAAUGGGGACUUCCCCUCUGUGCCCUGCGUGCACCCCUCCCCAGUUUAGGGGUCUCUAGGGGCAGUGGCCAUGUUCUCCCCCUGGAGGGGGCCCUGCGCCCCCUGUCCUGGGGACUCUGUGCCUGGAACCCUGCCUCGUCUUCUGUUCCUGCCAGACCCUGUGGGUCACCCUCCCACCCUGGUGUCUGGAAGCUCCGGCUUUGCCGGGCCAGGAUGGUGGGGGGCGGGCCCUUCCUGUUGGGCUGGACUGUACAUAUGUUAAUAGCGCGAACCCAACGCCACAUUUUUAUAAUUGUGA
This is a messenger RNA of Physeter macrocephalus (sperm whale), 1453 nucleotides long. Its product is annotated as histone-lysine N-methyltransferase SETD1A-like. Lineage: Eukaryota; Metazoa; Chordata; Mammalia; Artiodactyla; Physeteridae. The record is from RefSeq and is a predicted model, not a curated record. The coding region runs from base 1 to 822 and encodes 273 amino acids. The transcript is spliced from 7 exons. Gene Ontology annotation, molecular function: protein binding; histone H3K4 methyltransferase activity. Gene Ontology annotation, cellular component: Set1C/COMPASS complex.